Messenger RNA from Mercurialis annua (annual mercury), 4289 nucleotides. RefSeq lists its product as uncharacterized. The transcript is spliced from 8 exons. The record is from RefSeq and is a predicted model, not a curated record. Bases 504 to 3845 code for a protein of 1113 amino acids. Lineage: Eukaryota; Viridiplantae; Streptophyta; Magnoliopsida; Malpighiales; Euphorbiaceae.
UGAAAUCUUAAAAGACUUCCCUAUUACCCUUUGGAUUCCGUUAGCUCUUACGCAAAGAAGCUACUUUGAUCCGGUGCAGCGAAGAACACAAAAAGUUUUGGUAGCUCCUUUUCCCCCUCCAGUUCACCAAUCUCGCCUCCUUAACCAACCAGUGAAUGAAGUAAAGCAUGAAUUUCUUGUCCACUUUGUUAUAUCCAGAGUUUCUAAAAGCCAACGCCAAUAGCUAGCUCUCAAAUAAUAGGAGAGGAACAUCUUCUUCUUCAUCGUUUUAAACAUUCAACUCUAUGCAUCAGCAGGUACUCAAUCUUCUCCAUCUCUUUAAGCUUUCACUCCCGUGAAAAUUCGGGGAAAACUGCAUUUUAUUUGGCAAUUCAACAUGGAAACAACAAUGUCAAUUAGCUUUCGUCUUUUUAAUUUUUAUCCGCCCCAGAUCAAUUAGGGUUAAGUGUUUCCUUUCCUUUCCAAUUUUAGGAUUAGUAUUCUUUUUCCCUAGAACUGAAGGUAUGAAGGGGAGGUCGCACCGUUUACCGAGCCACGACCUGCACGAUGACUGGAUCGAUGGCUCAUGGACGGUGGAUUGCGUUUGUGGUGUUAAUUUUGACGACGGAGAAGAGAUGGUUAAUUGCGAUGAUUGUGGUGUGUGGGUGCACACUCGGUGCUCUCGUUAUGUGAAGGGAGAUGAAUUGUUUACUUGUGAUAAAUGCAAGAGCAAGAACAAUAAGGAUGACAGUGAGGAGACCGAGGUGGCUCAAUUGCUCGUUGAAUUGCCUACCAAAACUAUCCGAUUAGAGAGCAGUUUAGUUGCCGCAACUGGGCCUACAUGCAGGCCAGUUAGGUCAUGGAGUGAGAUACCAAUGGAGGAGAGAGUACAUGUUCAGGGUGUUCCAGGUGGCGAUCCUGCUCUGUUUACUGGGAUGCCCUCUGUUUUUACGCCACAGUUAUGGAAGUGCACAGGGUAUGUGCCUAAGAAGUUUAAUUUCAGCUAUAGGGAGUUUCCCUGUUGGGAUGAGAAAGUUGUUAGUGAUGGUAGAAAUGACGAUGAUAAUGAAAAUGCCGUUGAUAGAGGUGCUGGCGUUUUGUUUUCAUUGGCCAAGGAUAGUGUGUUGGCAACCCCUGCAACAGCUUUAAUUGGCAUGAGGGGGAGAGCUGCAGAAGGUCGGAAAGGAUAUUUAAAUGAAAGGAAGAACUGGGUGAGUGAGGAGGGUGAGGUCAGGCAUUCGCAGAUUGGGGUUAAAAAGGAGAGAAGCCUACUUCACCCUGUUGUUAUACAUUCAAAUAAGCGAAAGAAAGAAGAUCUGGGAAUCUCAAAAGUAAGAAGUGGGAAAAAGAAGGCUAGAAUUCCAUACAAGGAGGUUGAUGCUAAAAAAAGAGUUUCACAUAUUUUUAAAACUGACAGAGGUUCGAAGCCUAGCGUUAAUGAUGUCCAGAGUGGAAAGAAUAAGAAUUUAAGGGGGGCAACUAUUCCUGAAAAUGACUCAGAUUGUUAUGUCUCUGUUGGAAAUGGUACUGAAAAUGCGAACAGUAGCAUGUUAGUGGUUGAGCGUUCAUCAAGAACUAUGUCUAUUGAUGUAUCUAAAAAUGAUAUUUCAUCUGGAGCUGGAUUCAGUGAAGAGAAAGUUAUCCAUGAAGGUCCAAAAUUGGUUGAUAGUUUCUCAAAGUUGGAUAAUCUGGCUGCAUCAAUAACUGAACUCAAUGAUGCUGGGCGAAUACGUGCAGAACCAGAGGGAGAUAAUAUGCCAAAUGGUUAUCUAGAUAAAAAUGUGGAAGCUUCUACGGGAAGCAACGGAAAGCCUCGAACUGAGGAAUUAAGUAGUUCUAUUCCAGAAGUUCAGGAACAUCAGGUUAAUGGUGAUCAAAAUAAGUUUCCAAGUUCUACAGAGAAUAAUGUUAAAGUAGUUGCAAAUGAUGACGAAUACAAAGGGGUCCUGAAUGUUCGAUCUUCUGUAAGUGAUGCAAAAGAUGCAGGAAAUUCUCAUGACAAUCCUACUGAAAUUUCUAAAAUGAAUAGUAUGGCAUCAAGUGGUUCACUAUCUGGUGACCAUAAGGCUCAGGAGGCUGGCAGAACUUCAGAAACAACCAGUGAUAGUCAUGCAAAUAAAAAAAAUGAGUUAACUAGUGACUCUUUGCAGAUUAAACGAGAACUGGAGGAUUCUGAGGGUUCAAACCCUCCCCAAAAAUGCUCUUCAGAACCUAAACUUGGUUCAGUGUUUACCGAAGAUUUAUCAAAAUCUGGCGUAACUACUUCUUCAUUUUCUGGUCAGAAUAAAAUUGUCUUGUGUGUUGGAAAAUCAUCAUCUACCUCAGCUACUUGCAUGAUCUCCAAAUCAUCUACUUAUGACCACGCCAGAUCUCCGGAUAGCCUGGACUCUAAUCCUAUUGCUAGGCAACGAGAGUGCAAUUUCAUUACUAAAAGCGAUCGAGCUGCAAGUGAUUUCAUCAAGGUGAAGGAUGAAGACGGUCAGUACAUAUCAAGAAAAACAGUAAAAGAGCGUCCAAAAUCCUCUGAGAAUUCUGCAUCAAAAGUGUCAAACUGCAGCAAGAUUUCACCUGCAUCCGUUCUCAAGAAAACUGAUUCGGAUUUAAAAGAUUCUGCUAAUCACUCAUCUUUAAGAACAUCUUCAGCACAGAAUUCUCCUGAGACUGCCGGAUUGCCGUCAAAUGAAUGUGCAUCACAUGUUCAGAAUAAGGCACCACCUUCAGGUUUACCUGUAAGAGGUGAAAAGAUUAUCCAGUCCAAUAGUCAGUUGUCAUCCAAGGCAUAUCAUUUAACAUCUAUGAAUCCUCCUGCAUCAACUAAUCUAAGUGAUGAAGAGCUUGCAUUGCUUUUACAUCAAGAACUCAAUAGUUCUCCUAGAGUUCAUCGUGUUCCACGCCGUCAUACAGGCAGCUUACCACAGUUGUCUUCCCCAAAUGCAACAAGCAUGCUAAUAAAACGCACCUCCAAUUCUGGAGGAAGGGAUCAUGGUUUGGUCUCUAGAAGAAGACAUAAGGAUUUAUCUAAAGAUGGAUAUUCACAUUCUCAUGACCCUGAUGUUGAUGCUAAAAAGACUGAUAGAGUGCCAUCAUCACCUGACCGGAGAAGGCAGGAUACAGCUGAUGACUUUUCCAAAAGAGAGGAUGAUGAAUUGCAACAUUCUGUCAAGAAAAAUGUUCCUGGCUCUACAUCAACUGCAAAAAGUGGCCCUUCGUCUGCUGUGGUUAUUGACCAUCAUUUGUCUUCGACACGUGAUCCGCCAAGAAAUAUGUCUGAUGAGGAGACUGGAAAUGUUGGGGCUCCUGUUCAUCGCACUUUACCUGGCUUAAUCAAUGAGAUUAUGAGCAAAGGCAGACGCAUGACAUAUGAGGAACUUUGCAAUGCUGUCUUGCCGCAUUGGAAUAACCUGAGGAAGCAUAAUGGAGAGCGUUACGCAUAUUCAAGUCCUUCACAAGCUGUUCUUGACUGCCUCAGGAACCGACAUGAAUGGGCUCAGUUGGUGGACCGUGGUCCAAAGACAAGUUCAAGUAGGAAAAGGCGCAAGCUUGAUGCUGAGGAAUCGGAAGAGAAUGACUUUGGCAAAGGAAGAUCUGCAAAGGAAGCUGAAGGUAAAAGCCUCGAGUCACAAAGGGAAGAUGUCCCCAAGGGUAAGCGAAAAGCAAGGAAAAGAAGGCGUUUAUCAUUGCAAGGAAAAGGAAUAAAGGAAAUUAGGAAAAGACAGAAGGCGGACAUGCUCACUGAUGAUGAUAGUGGGCCAUUUUCUAAUUCAAGUGAGGGGAGUUUGUUCAGUGAAGGAGAGAUCCACUGUGGUCGAGGAGGUACUGUUGGAAGUGAUGACUCAGCCAGCUCAGAUGAGGUGGAGACGUCGUAAGUUGCUAAUGUUUAACAUUUUGCUCUUUUGGAUGUGCGCUUGAAUUCCAGAGGAGCUCUUUCCGUUCGGUUUGGCGCUGCCCACCAAUAGUUCUCCGAAAAUCCUGCAUCUUUUUCUGAGUAUCAGCAAGUUGGUAGUUGUGGCAAUUGCUUGCUGCUGGUUCUUUUCUGCCCUAAGAGUUCUUGUAUGUACACCCUGCUAAUCAGUUGCAUAGGUUGAGGCUGAAGCCAAGUCUGACAUCAAAGUUGCAAUACUAGUGUACAUAUGUAAUUUUUGUAAUGUUAGGGGGAGUUUUUGCGUAGGGACAAGGUGAUUGUAGUAGAUGAUUUUUGAAAUUUUAUAACUUCAUGGAACUGCUUGUCAAAGAUUUACACGGGUUGUUGGUCAUAACCCAGAAUAUGAAAAUAGUAGUAGUGGUGGUGGCUCUGGCUGGUAACUUUCAAA